Molecule: messenger RNA, 1174 nt
Organism: Tetrahymena thermophila SB210
Lineage: Eukaryota; Ciliophora; Oligohymenophorea; Hymenostomatida; Tetrahymenidae
Exons: 3
Source: RefSeq, a predicted model, not a curated record
AUUAUUCAUGUCCAAAUCAAUUCAAUUUCAUAUACCUAACUAAUGAAAAAUAUAUAAAUGUUUAAUACAUAAAUUAAAUUAUAAUUGCUGAAUAUUAAAACUUUGUCAACAAACAAAUUAAUAAAAACAGUCAAAAUGAAAAGGGCAUCUAAGUAAAAUAAGGGGAAAAGAGGUUCUUCCAAGAAUGAUAGAUGCAAUUAUAGGAUGAUAGAUGAUGCUGAUAAACAUGAAAUAAGAUAGAUAUAGUAGUAUAAUAAUUAUAUGUCUCUAUUCAGAUUUAACUCUAAGGUCAAAAUUGAAGAAAUUUAUGAUAAAUGCGAUGAGAUAAGCAUAGAGCCAGAGUCUGAAAAUAUAUCAUAGGUCAAUAAAAACGAAAUUAAUGAUGGCGUUAGUGAAGAAUAAAAUGAGUUAUUGUAGGUUGAUAUUAAACUCUUUUUAGAGAAAUCCAAGUAAAAUAUUUAUAAAAACAUCAUAAAUGCUUUCUACAGGCAUAUACAUACACUCAAAGAUACUAUGCUAUAAAAAAUAUAUGAAGCCCUAACUAAAGACAAAUGGUAGUUUUCUUAUAUAGCCUUGAGAGUGUAUUAGAAUUUAAAAGGGUGUGGUAGAUUCAGUCUAAAGAUAAAGAACUUAUUAACCAGUCCCAACUUGAAGAAUAUUUUCUUGUUUUUUUUGCAAAAUGCAGAUGAUUUUUGGAUUAAAGAUUCUAAAAUAAAAAACAAAGAACAGCUCUUAAAAUCUAUAUCUCUAAUUAUUACUGCUUAUGAAAAUGAUUGUGACUUCUUACUGAGCCAUAUUUGUUAUUACAAAAAAUAAAAAAAGCUUACAUGCGACUGAUUUUUACUUUCAAUAAUGAUAAACCAAUGAAAAAUUAAUAAAUAUGUAUAAAAAAUAUUGCUAUUUAUAAAUUUAAAAUACUAAUAAUAUUAUCCUCUUCUGCAAAUAAAAAUAAGUAUGUUAAAAAUAAUAAAUAAAUAUAAUAGUUAUUUUGCUUUUUAAUAAUUAGAUUUGUUAAAAACGCAACCAAAAUAAUAGUUCAAUUAAAGUAAUAUAAAAAAAUUCCUUGUUAAUAUAUAUGUUUAUCAUAUCAACGAAGUAUAUGAUAAGUUAAUCAGCUAUUACUUAACUCAUACAUAAUAUUAGAAGGUCAGCCAAUCAAAUUUAAAAACAAAAC